AUGGACGCGCUCCUCGGUGCGGCGCAAUGGGUGGUGGGCAAGGCGCUGGCCCCCGUUGCUGAUGGCCUGCUCGAGGCUUGGGGUGCCAGUAAAAACUUGGGCCUCAACAUUGAGGCCUUGAGGAUGGAACUCUUGUGCGUGAAGGCCACCCUGGAAACCGCCGGCCGCAAGCAGGUUGAUGGCCCGGCCAUGCAGGAGCUGCUGGGGAAGCUGAGGGACUCGGCGCACUGUGCCGAGGAUUUAUUGGACGAGCUGGACUACUUCCGCAUCCACGACCAGCUCCAGGGCAGGUACGACGCUGCAGACCAGCAUGCCAAGGGCGGCGUCCGCAACCUUGCCCUCAACGUUCGUCACGCCGCCAAAGCUGUUGGCAAACUGACAUUUGUAUCUUCAUGCUACUGGUCUACUGCUAAUCCUACAGGUGAUUCUGGAGAAGAUGCAGGGCAGCGGGCAAGCUGUUGUGCUUGGCCACGUUCUAGGCAGAGGCCACGCGGGAAUUCAUCCUCAACACCAAAUGCCAAUCAAGACGAGCCAACUCUUUGUGGUGCGGCCCAGAGACAAACACCAAUGCUGGGUUUUAAUAGGGUUGAUUUCUCUAAAAGAAUGCGGCACAUUGUAGAGCAAUUGCAGCCUGUGAGGCAAGAUGUUACCCUGAUUCUGCAGAGUUGUGACCCCAUGACUAUCCCAGAUAUUGCCCAGAGUCGUCCUAUCACCACCGGUCAAAGUGUAGAGCCAAAAUUGUAUGGGAGGGAUCAUAUCAUGGAUACCAUCAUACAUGAUAUGACCAAGGGUAAAUACCUUAGCACUGGUCUAACUGUGCUUCCAGUUGUCGGUCCAGGGGGGAUAGGAAAGACAACCCUGAUACAACACAUAUAUCACAAUAAGGAAGUGCAAAAUCAUUUUCAUGUAGUGAUUUGGGUUUGUGUGUCUCACAGUUUCAAUCUGAAUAAGUUGCUUGAAGAUAUUAAAACAGAUAUCCCUCGGGUUGAAGGGGAAAAGGGGGAUAGACCAGAGGAGCUGAUUCCACAAAGAUUGAAAUCCAAAAGAUUCUUGCUUGUACUAGAUGACAUAUGGAAGAUUAGUAAUGAGGAUGACUGGAAAAGGUUAUUGCUGCCACUUAAAAAAUCACAAGAAGAAGGGAGUGUCAUUGUACUCACGACUCGGUUUCCAGCAAUAGCAAAGAUUGUUAAUGCAACUAAUCAUAUAGAAUUGAAAGGAUUAGAAUCUGAAGAAUUUAAGAAUUUAUUCCUUGCAUUCAUCAUUGAUGAGCCCUUUAGAAGUGAUCAAAAGUAUUUGCUCGGGAUAGGAGAUAAGAUAAUGGAAAAACUAAAGGGCUCCCCUCUUGCUGCAAAAACUGUUGGUACAUUACUGAGAAAAGACCUUAGUUUGCGUCACUGGAGAAGUGUCUUAGAAAGUAAAGAAUGGGAGACACAGACCGAGGCCAAUGACAUUAUGCCUGCCUUGAAGCUUAGUUAUGACCAUCUUACUUCUCAUCAGCAACAAUGUUUCUCUUAUUCUGCAUUAUUUCCUGAAGAUUACAAGUAUAGUGCCAAAGAGUUAAUCAACUUGUGGAUAGGACUAGAUAUUUUACAACCUGGUGGUUGGAACCAAACACUGGAAGACAUAGGUCUAAGCAUUUUAAAUGAUCUGAUCGCAUAUGGAUUUUUCGAAAAAGAGGAAACUGAUGGUCAUGUGUGUUACAUAAUGCAUGACCUACUACAUGAUUUGGCAUGGAAGGUUGCAUCUCAUGAAUGCCUUUCCGUGCAUCAUUCCAAUGUGAGUUCAGUAAAAAUUCAUCCAAGCAUCCGCCACUUGUCUAUAAUCAUUGAUUGUUAUAAAAUGUCUCAUGAAAACUUCAAGCGUGAAUUAAGAAAUCUGAAGACAAGAUUGAAGGUUAAACACUUGCAGAGUUCGAUGUUAUUUGGAAGCAUUGAUGAAAACUUUGACAUCAUUUUGGGUUAUCUGUUUAGGGAAGCAAAUGCUCUCCGUGUUCUCAGUUUGGUUGACAUGCCCUUUUCUGUGGAGUCCAUGUUACCUAACUUUUCAGCACUUGUCCACCUACGAUACCUAUGCCUGCAAAAGGAUUAUGAUAGUGAGAUGCAAUUACCACUUGCCAUAUCUAAAUUUUAUCAUUUAAAGAUUUUGGAUUUAGGAAAGUGGAAUGGCUGUUAUGAUUUGCCAAGAGAGUUAGCCAACCUUGCUAAAUUGUAUCGUAUUUAUGUCCCAAUUGGUGAGUUGCACUCUGGUAUUUCUAAUGUGGAGAAACUCAGGGUCUUAGAAGAGUUAAAGGUUUUUAGAGUCAAUAAAGAAAGUGAAGGGUUUGAACCAAGUCAACUAGAGUAUUUGACUGAACUAAGGGAGCUUGGCAUCUAUAACCUUGAGAAAAUACACAAGAAAGAAGCAGCAGCCAAAGUGAAACUGGUACAGAAAACCAAGUUGGAGAGGUUAACAUUAGAUUGGGAUAGUAAGCGGUCUAAUGUCGAGGCUAGUGCAGAAAUAGCCGUCCUUGAGAGCCUUCAGACACAUAUAUAUCUGCAAGAAUUGUGCAUUAGAGGGCAUGGUGGCCCUUCUUGUCCAACAUGGCUGGGUGAUAAGCUCGCUUUUGAAGCUCUUGAAUCUCUUCAUCUUUCUGGUAUUUAUUGGCAAUGUCUCCCUCCUUUAGGGAAGAUGUUGGGCCUUCGUAAGUUAAAAUUGGAGCAUAUUGCCAUAAUGGAGGAGUUUGUUAUAGAGGAAAGCUUUUGCAGGCUAACAAGGCUUGAGCUUGUUGGCUUGGGAGGGUUUGGAAAAUGGGUAGCAUCACAGGGUGUUGAUCAUAUGUUUCCUCUUCUGCAAGUACUCAUUAUAAGUGACUGCCCUAAACUGUUGUUGUUGCCAUUUUCAAACUACUUUGUUGACCCUAAACCAGAUGAAGGCCAGAAAAUUGGUUGGUUUCCUAAACUGCAAGUGCUUGAGAUAAGUAAUUGUCCAGAACUCAUGUUGGUGGCUCGUGUCCCAUGGACUGAAACUCUGUGUAGGGUUGAAAUAAGUGAUGUAAAGCUGCUACGGUGGUUUAGGUAUAACACAGAAUAUUCCAGUCUGACUAUUACUGGGAAGAGUAAUCUGCAGAGCUUAGAUGAGGUGGUAGCCUUCGGUAAAAUGACUAAAGAGAUUGAGCAGCUAGAACUCAAAAGGUGCCCACCUCUGCAGUCAGAGCAGUUUUCGGCGCUAACCUCACUGAAGAGAUUGCAUGUGGAUAGUUCAGAUGUCAUGUCUGGGCUAGAUGGUUCAGAUGGUGAAGAUGAUGUUGAACCAUGUGGGAAAGAUUUGUCAGAGCUCCUCACCCACCUCCCAAGGCUAUCCAUUCUGAGUAUCAGAAAGUGUAGAAAGCUUACACAACUAGCAUUGGGCGUGGAUGUGCAGCAAACAAUGCUAGCAAUAGCAACAACAGCUACAGAGGUGGAGCAGGAGAAAGAAGAAGAUGACUCAGGACUGCUGCUCUUGCCGGCCCAUCUCUCUGACACACUGAAGUCCCUGAGCAUCGAAAAGUGUCCAGAGCUAGUCCUAGUGGACCCCAGAGGAGCAGGAGGGCUCCAUGCCCUGCGAUCCCUUCAGAGAUUAUGGAUUUUUGGCAGCCCCAAGUUACUAUCCGCCCAGAGCUCCUUUUCCGGCUGCCUUUUCCCAUCCUCUCUGCAGGACCUCACUCUUCACAGCGUGAAAGGCAUGGGGACGCUGGAGCCCCUCUCAAACCUCAACUCUCUCACGCAAUUAGAAUUGAGGGGUUGCGGACGGGAUCUAAGCUGCAAGGGAUUGGGGCCUCUCCUUACCACCGGGGCCCAACUCAGACAUUUAGAAGUCUUUGGCAGCCCUAGGUUCUUUGCUGGACGGGAUCCCAGGCAGGAUAAUAAAGGAGAAAAGAAAGAGUUGCAGCAGCUUGUUUCCUCCCAGAGUUCAUCCAAACUGCAGAAGCUCCGGACAGAUGAUGCCAUGGGGCUCCUUUCUACGCCCAUCUGCAGCCUGCUAUCUUCCUCCCUCACCGAGCUGAACCUGUAUAGGACAGAGAUGGAGCACUUCACCAAGGAGCAGGAGGACGCCCUUCACCUCCUCUCCUCCCUCAAGGAACUAGAGUUUAGGUAUUUGGAAAAGCUUCAGAGCCUCCCUACAGGGCUGCACAAGCUUACCAACCUCGAGGAUCUAACAAUCCACGAAUGUCCCGCCCUCCGGUCGCUGCCCAAUGAUGGCCUGCCCAAGUCACUGCGAUGCUUAUGUGUAUCCGACUGCGGCGAUGAGGAGCUAAAACAGCAGUGCAGGGGGUUGGUUGGGACCAUCCCAUAUGUCAUGCUAGACCUCCUAUUCUAGGCCUCUGCCUUGGAGUUCCCUUGUACAUUCUUCAAGCCUUGUAGAGCUCAACUAUUGCAUGACAGGGAGGUCUUGUGGCCACCUUCUCCUUUCCUGUACAUACAUAGAUCUGGUAUUCUUAUCUUUGUCCUCAUAGGCUUCUACAUAUUUCACUUGAGUUAUGGUGGCCGUCACUCAUCAGGACUUGUUGGUGUAUAUUACUAUUUCUAUUGCCAAGAUUAAAAUAUCACCAGGGAAUGAUUGUGAACAAAUCAUAUUUCAAUGCUUAGCUAGUGAUUUUAAGUUCUUCUUAUGUUUAUUCUCAUAGGCUUCUACAUACUUGCAUUUAAAUUUUGGUUGGCAUCACUCAUCAAUACUAAGUGGGUAUACAUGGCUAGUUUGGGUGUGAGGAUCAAAAUAUCAACACGGAAUAAUUUUGGAAUAAACAAAGACUGUUGCUGAUUAAGGUGUUCUUCAGGUUUGCCAUGGUAGGGUUCUAGAUAAUGCAUCUUUAUAUUUGGUUGCCACUCAAGAACACUUGGUGGUGUACUUGGAAAGCUAUGGGUUCAUGAUCAAAAGACCAUUAUUAAUAAUUACGGGAAAAAAUGGCUUUAUAGUCUUUUGCUACUUAUAUGAAGGUUUGAUGUUCCUCAAAGUCAGUGCUACAUUGCUAAAGAUACAUACCUCUUGCCCUCCAAUUUUGCAUUAUCAACUCCCUGUAUGCAGAGGCUUCUGAACUGUAUUCAUGCUAGUUGCACCCCAAAUUAUGCAAUUUUGUCACAAAAAAAUACUCAGUAAGCUGCACAAUCUUCCAGUCUGUUGUCUUGGAAAAAUUGCCAUCCAGUCUUGGACAUAAUUUGCGUUUCAUUUGAUUUGGAAGUUAUUGUGGUAUUGCUUGCUAAGACAUAUAUUGACGGAAGCUCAUGUCAGUUACUAUCAUCUGUUCAGCCACAUGAGAUCCCAGCGUGGAUGCAACCUCAUCUCUGUUCAGAUCUCAGGCUAUCACCGAAAGACUCCACAAAGACUCUUCCUUCGCUGAUAGCUCUGGCCUGUGGAAUAACCUUGGAACUACGAAAAACAGUAGUGGCAGGCCCGAAGUUGUGUUGAUCAGCGUUCUUGGAAGCAACGGGUCAUAUUAGACGAAAGGUGCGGUUUAUUCAGGCGGUCUUCUGUCACUGCAAUUGCACACA
Triticum aestivum (bread wheat) is the source of this 5504-nucleotide messenger RNA. Its product is annotated as putative disease resistance protein RGA3. The record is from RefSeq and is a predicted model, not a curated record. NCBI's taxonomy places the organism in Eukaryota, Viridiplantae, Streptophyta, Magnoliopsida, Poales, Poaceae. Gene Ontology annotation, molecular function: ATP hydrolysis activity; ADP binding. The transcript is spliced from 11 exons. Bases 1 to 4335 code for a protein of 1444 amino acids.